Molecule: messenger RNA, 1026 nt
Organism: Homarus americanus (American lobster)
Lineage: Eukaryota; Metazoa; Arthropoda; Malacostraca; Decapoda; Nephropidae
Product: ras-interacting protein RIP3-like
Exons: 6
Coding region: 1-1026 (341 amino acids)
Source: RefSeq, a predicted model, not a curated record
AUGUUAGAAGACGCAGCAGAAGCAGUAGCAACAAAAGUGUUAACAGCAGAUGCAGCAGCAGCAGCAGCAAAGGGUAAAGCAGCAGUAGGAGCAACAACAUCAGCAACAGCAGCAGCAAAAGGAGCAACAAAAGCAGCAACAGCAGCAGCAACUACAACAGCAGUAGCAAAGGCAGCAGCAAAACCAGCAACAGUAGCAGCAGUAGCACAUGGGGAAAUGACAACGAGGGAUUGCCUUGAGACAGCAGCAGCAGCAGCAGCAGCAAAGCCAAAGAGAUGCAGCAACGAGACAACAACAACUAAUACAAACAGCAACCUGAAAAAGCAGCAGCAGCAGCGUGGCAGCAGCACCAGCAGAAGCAAAAGCAGCAUCAGCAGCGCAGAAGCAGCUGCAAAGGGCGCAGCAGCAGCAAAAUCAGCAGCAGCAAAACGUGCAGGUGAAGCAACAGCAGCUGCAGCAAAGGGUGCAGCGCUAGCAGCACCAGCUGCAGCAAAGGAUGCAGCAGAAACAGCAGCAGCAGCAGGAGUAGCAGCAGCAGGAAGAGCAAAACUAGCAGCAGCACAGCAGCAAAAUAAGCAGCACCAACACAGCAGCAACAGAAACAGCAGCAAUGUAAGUAGCAGCAAAAGCAGCAGCAGCACGAGCAGCAACCGAACUCGAUGGCAGCAACAGCAGCAACAGCAGCACGACAGCAAUAAAACCGAUGGCAGCAGCAGCAACAACAACAAAAGCAACGGCAAUGCUUGGCAGCAAAAGCAGCAGCAACAGCAGCAGCAGCACGAGCAGCAACAAACCGAUGGCAGCAGCAGCAAACCAACAACAAAAGCAGCAGCACAACAGCAGCAGCAGCAGAUGCAGCAAAUGCAGCAGCAGAAGAAGCAGCAGCAAAGGGUGCAGCAGAAGCCGCAGCAGCAGCAGCAGCAAAGGGUGCAGCUGAAGCAGCAGCAACAAAAGCAGCAGCAUCAAAAGCAGCAGCAACAAAGGCAGCAAAAGCAGCAGCAACAGCAGAAGCAGCAACAUCAUUAG